This is a messenger RNA of Teleopsis dalmanni, 1320 nucleotides long. RefSeq names its product cytochrome c1, heme protein, mitochondrial-like. Gene Ontology annotation, biological process: mitochondrial electron transport, ubiquinol to cytochrome c. The coding region runs from base 100 to 1023 and encodes 307 amino acids. The transcript has 6 exons. Gene Ontology annotation, molecular function: electron transfer activity; heme binding. NCBI's taxonomy places the organism in Eukaryota, Metazoa, Arthropoda, Insecta, Diptera, Diopsidae. The record is from RefSeq and is a predicted model, not a curated record.
CUGCUGUUUCUCGUGUGUGUGUGUGCCUUAAGUCACUUUGAUCAGUUUCGAAUUUUUUUCAUCCCACAAAAAGUCGUGUUGUACCCAAUUCUGGCCAGCAUGGCGGCGUCGUUAGGAAGAUUUUGUAGCUCCAAAUUAUUAAAAUCAGCAUCUUCAAUUAAUUUACAGCAGGCAAAUAAACUGUCUACAACUAAAAACUGGACGAAUGGCCAAAAGAAGCUUUUAGCAUCGCUUGGUAUCCUCACUGGUGGUGUGGGUGCACUUGUCUUUGCGUUAGAACAGUCUGUGGAGGCAUCGGGAACUGAAGUGCAUCCGCCAGCGAUGCCAUGGAGUCACAAUGGAGCAUUUUCUUCACUUGACCAUCAAAGCGUACGGAGAGGGUAUGAGGUCUAUAAACAGGUGUGUGCUGCCUGCCAUUCAAUGCGCUUUAUUGCAUAUCGCAAUUUAGUUGGCUUUACGCAUACUGAGAGCGAAGCUAAAGCGGAAGCUGAGCAAAUUAUGGUAAAAGAUGGCCCUGAUGAUAGCGGUAAUUACUUUGACCGUCCUGGCAAAUUGUCAGAUUAUUUCCCCUCGCCAUAUCCCAACGAGGAAGCUGCACGUGCUGCCAACAAUGGUGCUUAUCCACCGGAUUUAAGUUACAUUGUAUCUGGUCGUAAAGGCGGAGAAGAUUAUAUAUUUUCUCUGUUGACCGGCUACUGUGAUGCGCCAGCUGGCGUUAUAUUGAGAGAGGGACAGUAUUUCAAUCCAUACUUCCCAGGUGGUGCCAUUUCAAUGGCACAAGUACUUUACAAUGAGGUAAUUGAGUACGAGGAUGGCACACCACCAACUGCCAGUCAAUUGGCUAAAGAUGUAGCCACUUUCCUUAAGUGGACUUCUGAACCAGAGCAUGAUGACCGCAAAAGGUUAUUGGUUAAAGUUAUUGGCAUAAUGACUUUCUUAGUCGCUAUAUCCUAUUACAUUAAGAGACAUAAGUGGUCCGUUUUGAAAUCAAGAAAAAUUGUCUUUGUACCAAAAGAAAAAUAAAUAACUACAAAGUUCGUCGUAUGCAACUUAUAGUAUACUUAAAGCAACAAAAACGGAGCUGAGAGUUAGUCUAUUUGAACUACCAAUGGCAUCAGUAAGAAAUCGCGAAGCUUAAAUAUAAUUAGAGAAUUGUUUAAAUAAUAUUAAAAACUUAACGUUAAUUAAAAUAAUUGAAUUGAAAAUAUAAACAAGCCACAAACAAUUAAGUCAGAUUAAACCAAACGUUUUAAAAAAAAAUUCAAUCAAAGAAUUUUUAUUUAUUAAUUAUUAUAUAUAAAGAUAAUAUUAGUAAAAUUA